UCACGCCAAUCGAUCAUGCAUGUAGCACUCACUCCUUGAACAUAAUAAAACAAUAGCUCACUUCCACCGCACCUCAACCCCAAUGUAUUAAACUCAUUAAUGCAGUACAAUAUUAAUCAAUACCAAAGCCUUAACCAUUGACUAUGAGAAUCAAAACAACCUUCAUUUGGCUCUCUGCCUUUGCCAUUGCACUCCUUUCCAUCUCCAUCUCUACGUAUAGUAUCCCUCCUUCCUUGACUAGCAUCACCAAAAUUAGUUCCCAAUUAGAUGGUUUCAACCUUGCUAUUUUGAAUGAGGUUGUUAAGCAUGGUGGGACGAUGGAGGAUUUCUUGUCUCGCCUAACCUAUAUGGAGUCUCGACAUCAUCAUCAUCGGAAGCCUAAGAGAAAAUGUAACAAGCAAAGAUGGAAAUCUAGGCUUAUAUCCAUUUACAAAGUGGCCCUCGUUUUGACAGUCGACUUGAAGGGUUGCGCAAAUUUUCGUAGCGUCCAGGAGGCAGUAGAUGCUGUUCCUGAAAAUAGCCCGGCGAGGACCCUUAUCAUUAUUGAUUCCGGUACAUACAGGGAAAAGGUGGUAGUGGACGCCAACAAGACAAAUGUGAUAUUUCAAGGUCAGGGAUAUCUUAACACAGCUAUAGAAUGGAAUGACACUGCAAAUUCUACUGGAGGGACUGCCUACAGCUCUUCAGUUGCUAUCUUUGCUCCCAACUUCACCGCUUACAACAUUAGCUUUAAGAACACAGCUCCUUCCCCACCCCAAGGAACAAUUGGAGGGCAAGCAGUGGCACUUCGAAUUGCAGGUGAUACGGCUGCAUUUUAUGGAUGUGGAUUUUAUGGAGCCCAAGACACACUUCAUGAUGACCGAGGGAGGCAUUAUUUCAGAGAAUGUUUCAUCCAAGGAUCCAUCGAUUUCAUUUUUGGAAAAGCUAGAUCUCUCUAUGAGGGGUGCACCAUUAAUUCAAUAGCAAAAGAAGUCUCUGAGGGAAUAAGCGGCUCUAUCACUGCUCAAGGGAGGCAGUCGAUGAAUGAGGAAACGGGGUUUUCCUUUGUGAAUUGUAGCAUCAGUGGAAGUGGGAGAGUAUGGCUUGGGCGAGCUUGGGGAGAUUAUGCCACUGUGGUGUUUUCUACAACAUACAUGAAUGAUGUCGUAGCUCCGGAUGGUUGGAAUGAUUGGAGAGACCCUUCGAGAGACCAAAGGGUCUUCUUUGGAGAAUAUCAAUGUUUGGGACGAGGAGCAAACUACACAUAUAGGGCCUCGUAUGGAAAGCAACUCGACCAAUCUGAAGCAGCUCCCUACAUGGAUAUUUCUUAUAUUAAUGGAGACGAAUGGCUUCUGAUCUAUCAUCAAAAGAUAUCACUCGUUCCUGUCGAUACCGAGAAAGAAGAAAUUUUUUCUUAUUAUAUCAUGUGAGAUUUCUGUCAUUAAUUUAUGCAUUAAUUAUAUA
Molecule: messenger RNA, 1443 nt
Organism: Juglans microcarpa x Juglans regia
Lineage: Eukaryota; Viridiplantae; Streptophyta; Magnoliopsida; Fagales; Juglandaceae
Product: probable pectinesterase 15
Exons: 5
Coding region: 144-1409 (421 amino acids)
Biological process (GO): cell wall modification
Molecular function (GO): pectinesterase activity
Source: RefSeq, a predicted model, not a curated record